GGAGAAGGGAAAGUCGAGGCAGAGGAAGAGGGAGAGGAAGAGGAAGGGGCAGACCAAAGAAAAUGCCAGAAGACGACGUUGUAGGAGUUGAGGAGCCCAGAGGACAAGGCACAGACGGCCUGAAGAGUGUUGAAGGAGCAGGAGGAGAGGUCCAAAAACCAGGAGAAGAUGGAAAAGCGGUGUUGGAUGACACGGAGGAGGAAGAUGUGGACGUGAAUGAGAGCGAAGAUUCCAGGGACGAAGAUGAAGACCCAGAUAUGGAGUGUGAUGGUGAUGAUGCAGGCUGGGUGCCUUCCAGGCAGGAAGCAGAAGGUGCUGGGGAACAGGAAGAGGCCCCUGCUGGAUCUUCAUCCUCUCAGAGGAAAGCUGCUGGACAAGGCCUAGGCUCUACAGGUGCUAACGAAGAGGGUGCUACUGCACCCUGGUUGGACGAGAGCACAGAGGACCACCUGCCGCCUCAGCCCGAAUUUCAGCCUUUGCGGACGCCUGGCCCACAAAUUGCACAAUUGCACACUGCACUGCAACUCUUCAGGCUGUUCUUUACUGACACCAUGCUGACCACUGUGCUACGAAACACCAACAAAUACGGAGCAAUUCAUCACACUGACCAAUGGAGCGACGUCACACUUCCAGACCUUUUUUCAUACAUGUCCAUGGUCAUAUACAAGGGUUUGACACAGCUACCUACCAGUGAAGACUACUGGAAACGUUCCAAACCAUACAACCUGCCUUUUCCCAGGUCCGUGAUCACUCGCAAGAAGUUCACACGGAUUUCCACGACACUUUGCAUGAGCGACCCCGAUGACGAUGCUGCGAACGAUGCGCGGAGAGGAACGCUCGAAUAUGAUUGCCUGCAAAAGAUUAAGCCCAUGUACACGGAACUGCGGCAGGCUUGCAAGACCAACUUUCAUCCCUACCAGGACAUCCGUGUGGAUGAGAGAGCGAUGUACAAACUUCGAGAAAAGAAGGGAUGUAAAUUUGGUUACAAGAUGUUUUUCCUCACGGACUCUCGAUGCGGCUACAUAUGGGAUUUCCACAUGGGUGAGAACAGAACUGCGUUUGCGGCCGGAUAUGGCCUCAAUUAUCACAUGGUGAUGGGGCUGCUGUCCACGGAAGUUCUGGGCUCAGGGUACAAGCUGUAUCUGGACAGUUUUUACAACUGCCCAGAACUCUUCAAGGACCUCUUGCAGAAAAAGAUCUGGGCCUGCGGCACCAUCGGGCCACGUUGCAAGGGCUUCCCUAGUACAAACAGGCCUGGCUCGCUUGACAAGAAGUCUCCACGAGGUGCCAUCAGGUGGAUCAGGGAAGACCCCCUGUUGUUUGUGCAGUGGAGAGACAAUUGUGAUGUGCAAAUGUGCUCCACCAUGCACCAGGCCCACGCAGGAGAGACCGUCCAAAGGAAGGUACCGGUAAAUAGAGUUAAUGGGAAGUGGACGACCGAGGACAUCCCAAUUCCGCCAGCAGUCAAGGACUACAACACGCACAUGGGUGGGGCUGACCUCCCGGAUGAUGUCAUUGGCUCCUUCAGCCUCCGGCAAAGAAGCCUGAGGUGGCACAGAACCGUGUUUUUCAACUUCAUGGACAUCGCAAUCGACAAUGCCUUUAUUCUACAAAAGUGGAUUGCCUUGAGCAAAGGGGAAACGCCACAAACCCAGAAGGUAUUCCGAGAGGAUCUGUUGAUUGAGCUGUCAGAAGCUGGAUCCCAACCCACCCCCAGGCUCGUAACUCCGCCAUCUUCCAAGCACGGCAACGGCAUGCACCUGCCAGUAUAUUUUAGUGGCGAUUCCACGCUGGGCCGCAAGAGGUGCUGUGUUUGCCGACAAAGGACCCCCAUCAUGUGCAAAGUUUGUGACCGCUGCUUCUGCUGUGUUCCAAAGCGAAACUGCUUCACCAAGUGGCACAGUGAGAACUUAAACCCCUAAACUUUGGGGUUGCAGAGGGUUCGAAUCCCACCCUUGCCUCUCCGGGCUUGUGACCACCCGUUCUGCUUGGUCCCAAGGCGAAACUGCUUCAGCCAGUGGCACAGGGAGAACAGUCUUCCCAGGUUGUUUUUGCCAUGUAUUUUUCACGUAAAAAGAAAGACAUUGAGCAUGAACUUUCCUUGAACGUGGGGGUAGCCGUGGCCUAAUUCUUAGGCAGGUGGUCUCAAGAUCAGAGGGUUGCAGCUUCGAAUCUCACCCUAGCCUCUGCUUACACCUCCAUCCAUGACUGAAGUGCCCUUGAGCAAAGCGCCUAACUCCACAUUGCUCCAGGGACUGUAACCAACAGCCUGUAAUGCAGAACUUCCCAUGAACUUGUGGGCAGCCGUGGCCUAAUUCUAAGGCAGAUGGUCUUAAGAUCAGAGGGUUGCAGGUUGCUUUUAGUCAGGCCAAGAGCAAUGUAAAUAUUGUUUCUGAUCCCUGGAAAAAUCGGGAACUCCUCCCACUUUGUCCAAAACCAGUCAACCAGUAGCAAACCUAGGGAGGCGGGUCAACCAUGCCGUUUGGGAAACAUGAAUUGCUAUGCCCAUUACAAUGACCAGGAUCUCGGAAAAGGCUGAAGAAGGGGGAAAAAAACCCUCAGGUACUGACAAGUCCAGGGUAGUGUGAGCAUUACAACUGCAUGUCGGAAUUGACUAAAGUCAUCCUUUAAGUCAUCCAAGAACGAUGUGAAAGACUGGUGAUCAAAAUCCAGGGUUAUUCUACCAAAUAUUGAUUUCUGAACUCCCAACUUCCCAACUUAGAGCAUCACUAUUGUUUUGAUUUAAAAUGAAUAUCAUCUUGUUUUCUUUGCGUUUUUAAGAUCUGAAAACAUGGCAUCAUUUGUGUUAUUUUGACCAUUUUUAACUUUCUGCAAAUAAAUGCUCUAGGCCAGUG
Molecule: messenger RNA, 2855 nt
Organism: Engraulis encrasicolus (European anchovy)
Lineage: Eukaryota; Metazoa; Chordata; Actinopteri; Clupeiformes; Engraulidae
Product: piggyBac transposable element-derived protein 4-like
Exons: 2
Coding region: 63-1922 (619 amino acids)
Source: RefSeq, a predicted model, not a curated record